Messenger RNA from Euleptes europaea (tarantolino), 705 nucleotides. RefSeq names its product probable N-acetyltransferase camello. The transcript is spliced from 2 exons. Gene Ontology annotation, molecular function: N-acetyltransferase activity. Bases 40 to 705 code for a protein of 221 amino acids. NCBI's taxonomy places the organism in Eukaryota, Metazoa, Chordata, Lepidosauria, Squamata, Sphaerodactylidae. The record is from RefSeq and is a predicted model, not a curated record.
GGGCGUCGUUGCUAAGGGAGAAGUCCUGCCUGCAGCAUCAUGGUGCCUUUCCACAUCCGCGAGUACCGGGACGAGGAUUACGAGACCGCACGCGACUUGUUUGCCACCGGGAUGAGCGAGUACAUGCCCACUUUGUGCGUCCACAUGCUGAAGCAGCCGUGGGUGAUCCUGGCCCUGGCCUGCACCUUCUGCCUGCUGCUCACCAGUUCCAAAUCCCUCCUCCUGCCCAUCCUUGCUGUCACUCUGCUGCUGGCCCUGGGGCGGCAGGUGCUGGGCUACGUUUGGUCCAGGUACAUCGACCACUGCUUGCAAGAGGACCUGCUGGACAUCCAGGAAACCUACAUGCUGGGCAAGGGGUCCCACUUCUGGGUGGCAGAGGCAGACGAGCGCGUAGUGGCCACGGUGGGGGCCCGGCCCUCCGAUGAGUGCCAGGAGGAACUCAUGUUGAAGCGCAUGUCCGUCCGCAAGGAUUACCGGGGCCUUGGUAUUGCCAAGGCCCUCUGCAAGACGGUGAUCUCCUUUGCCCGAGAACAUGGCUACCGGUCGGUGGUGCUGAACACCCUCACGGUGCAGCAUGAAGCCCGCACCCUGUACAACAGCAUUGGCUUCCACGUGUAUCGCCACUACAUCUUGCCCACCCUCUAUGGCAGGUUGGCCAACUUUACUGUUUUCAAGCAUCGAUACGAUAUCCCCUGUGUGGGCUGA